Molecule: messenger RNA, 876 nt
Organism: Ostertagia ostertagi
Lineage: Eukaryota; Metazoa; Nematoda; Chromadorea; Rhabditida; Trichostrongylidae
Source: the annotation of a GenBank genome assembly
GCCGCCUUGUCACAGUACAUCACGUACAAGUCACCUGUGUAUGUGAUCACGGACGCACUGCCCAACGACGCCGCACAAGUGGACAAUGUCUAUCUUCUGUUGAGCGAUUGGAGAUCUCCGGUGUAUUUCCUCUAUGUGGAGACAGGAUGUAAGAACACCGAUGAUCCCGCUUACCGUCUUGUGGACACCGUAGCGCAGCGUUCAGCAGGCCAGACCUUCUACUUCACAAAUAAUAAAACUAUCGACACUUUCUUGACACUGCAUAUGCGUAACAUCUUGUAUCGAAGCCAAAUGCUGCUGUCCAACGAUUUGCCGUCCUGUACCGAGCAAUUCGCUUACAAGUCCGUUUCGGUCGAUUCUUCCGUUCAAAUGCUCGUCAUUGCGGCAACUGGACGUGACAUCUCGCUUGUGCUGAAGAGUCCAGGAGGGGAUGUGGCAAAUGCUACUGUGCAAUACAGCGACGGCUUGAAUCAUGUCUGGCUUUACAACGGACCACAAAGUGGUAAUUGGAUGUUCACGUUCCGCUCGGCUGUUUCCACACAAUCGUGCAGCUACAAGAUCUAUCAAGCUCUGCAUGCCAAACCUGGACGCAACACCCAAAUGGAUCUGUUCUGGUCAACUUCGAUUGGUAUCCACAGCGAUGUUGGCAUUCCACAACCCUUAUACGCCUUCCAACUCCCGAUCGUGAUGCAUCUUACAAACUACCCAUCCUCUGUUCCACCAGAUCGAACGGAGGCGUUUCUGACUAUAACCGCAAUUCGCCAAGGAAGACCGAAACAGAUUUACGCUUCAAACGGAAUUUGGCGUGAUGUUUGCGCUUACAACUUCUUUUUCCGACCGUUCAAAUGCACGGUACCGGGCGAAAUUCUUCAUUUC